Zootoca vivipara (common lizard) is the source of this 6257-nucleotide messenger RNA. Its product is annotated as retinol dehydrogenase 7. NCBI's taxonomy places the organism in Eukaryota, Metazoa, Chordata, Lepidosauria, Squamata, Lacertidae. Gene Ontology annotation, cellular component: intracellular membrane-bounded organelle. Gene Ontology annotation, molecular function: oxidoreductase activity. The record is from RefSeq and is a predicted model, not a curated record. Gene Ontology annotation, biological process: steroid metabolic process.
AAUAAAAAAUAAAAAAAAGGGAAGCAAUGCCAGUGUAUAAUAGAAAACCCAGAUUUAUCAAAAGGACACCCCUGCGGCCUCUGGAGAGGCUCCGUUUGGACCUGCCGUGGCUUGGCUUCUCCCGCCAAGGCGACGCAGAGAAGCGCCAGCCCGGGCCAGAGGCAGCACCGGGCCAAAAGUUGGUCCUGGCCGGUAGACUGCUCCUGUUGCAAAUCGUUCCAACAAGUCAUGUGUGGAUUCUGUCUCUAUAUACGUACUAGAAUUCAUGCAGCAAAGCAAGCUGGCCGGGUCCAGCCUCACCCUUCCUACUCUAGGUGAAAUGGAAUUUUGCAAGCACUCUGCCCAUCUUUCUAUCAGCAGGAGGAAUGUGCUUCUGCAAGAAAGAUGUGCUCAACCCCAGGCUUUUUUUCCUGCUCUAGGCAAAGGAUUUGAGUUAUUUUGCUCUAUCCAUAUAUGGACAGAACACAGGGGGAAGGGGCUGAAUCUGUGGCACAGUGGGAGGGAUUCUGUGUGUUUCCUUCACCAACAGAUUCCCCUGUUAGUUUAAAGAAGGCAGUUAAAUUUCACCACCUAAUUGAGUUAAACCGAUCCUUGCCAGAAGGGAGGAGCUCCCUUUGCAACCAGUGGAGUAUGAAAAACAGCAGCGGGCAGAUAAGGAGCAACAGCUAACAGGAGAGGGAAGCAUUGCUUUACCUGCUGCACAACUGAAGCUGAGAGCCUUUCCUCUAAUCAGCUGCAGGUUUCAGCCAUGUGGCUCUACCUGGCUGCCCUGCUGGGGCUUUACUUCCUUCGCCAAUGGUACAAGGAGAGACAGACGGUGGAGAACCUGACGGAGAAAUAUGUCUUCAUCACGGGGUGUGACUCUGGCUUUGGAAACCUACUUGCCAGGCAGCUGGAUGCCCGGGGCCUUCGUGUGCUGGCAGCCUGUCUCACGCAGAAGGGGGCAGAGCAGCUGGGCAAAGCCACCUCAGAGCGCUUGAAAACCACCAUUCUGGAUGUCACCAGUACAGAGAGUGUGGCAGCAGCGACGGAGUGGGUGAAAGGGUGCAUUGGGAACAAAGGGCUUUGGGGCUUGGUGAACAAUGCCGGCACAGCUCUACCAUCAGGACCCAACGAAUGGCUGACCAAAGAUGACUUUGCAAAGGUGAUCAAUGUCAACCUCCUAGGGUUGAUUGAUGUGACGCUGCACAUGAUGCCCCUGGUGAGGAAAGCCAGAGGGAGGGUGGUCAAUGUGUGCAGUACGAUGGGACGCCUGGCCGGCUUUGGAGGUGGUUAUUGCCCAUCAAAGUUUGGUGUGGAAGCCUUCUCUGACAGCCUGAGGCGAGAGCUCCACCUUUUUGGAGUCCAAGUCAGCAUUGUUGAACCUGGUGGUUUCCAAACAACCAUUUUCACACAAGUAGUAGAGGAUUUAAAGACAGUAUGGAACAGAGUUCCGUCCGACAUCAAAGAAGCCUAUGGGGAACAGUACUUGGAGAACUUUUGCAAAUUUGCCCAAGUUUCAUUUAACGCUGCCAGCAGCAAGCUUCACCUGGUCACUGACUGUAUAGAACAUGCCCUGACAUCCUGCUACCCUCGCACUCGCUACUCUCCAGGAUGGGAUGCAAAGUUCUUGUACCUUCCUGCCUCUUACUUUCCAACGUCCAUCGUUGACUUUGUGAUGAGCUGCCUUCUGCCCACACCUGCUCAAGCAGUAUAGAUUGCUUUGAAGAAAAACCUUUACAGUUGUCCAAAUGAGCCAACAAUCUGUGGAUGGAACACAAGCCUAAUUGCAUCUUUAUGUUUACAUUUUUAUUUUGCUUGCUUAUGUGAAGCAGAAAACGCAAAAAACAAACAACCUUUUGCAAGCAGUAUAGAGUGCUUUCAAGAAAAAGCUUUACAGUUAUAUUGCCAGGGGGAAAGCCAGUAGAUGGUGUUCCUGUUUUGAAUUAAUCUUACACUGCAUUUCUAUAUAUGGUGGAUGAGAUAAGGAAUGCAGCUGCAGGCAUGGGAAAGAAGAGAGUGGCCUCACUCUGAACCAGCUGCAGAGAUAAGUAGGAGUAUGAGUGGAAUCAUACUCUGACUUCAAAGGAGGUGCCCUUAGAAGUGGAUGGGAAAAAGGACGACAGCAUAAAACACUUGCUACAGAAACAGUGGGAAGCUGCUCCAGGACGCUAUAAAAGGCCCCAGCUGCAGCAAUCCAACAAGAUUCCAGUUUGGACUGACUGGAUGAAGUGCCAAGCAUAUUUUGGCCUGAGAAAGAGGGGCCCUAGGGCAAGGCUGGGUGGCGCAGGGCGCCAGGGAGGCACCGCGCUGCUGUGCCUGUGGAAGCCACGCUGCGUGCUGCGCCCGCCAGCCAGCUGCACUGGGAAACGUGGCGGGGGGGCGGGCGCCGGAGGGAUCGGCGCACCAUGGCGCCCGGGCACCCGAUAUGCUUAAGACGGCCCUGGUGCCGUCAGCGAUUUCUGGAAUGUCCCCUGCAAAAAUGAUGGAUAGCUGAGCUAGCUUCACAACUUUAUCUUUGAGUAUUCUUUCUUAUACAGUCAUACCUUGGAAGUCGAACGGAAUUUGUUCCGGAAGUCCGUUCGCCUUCCAAAAUGUUCGCAAACCAAAGCGUAGCUUCUGAUUGGCUGCAGGAAGCUCCUGAAGCCAAUCAGAAGCCACACCAGACAUUUGAAAAUCAUUCUGGUUUUCGAUGGUUUGGGAGCUGAAACAUCCAAGUUAUGAAGCGUUUGGCAACCAAGGUACGACUGUACUUUAAUUGUAUAUUAGCAUCUGUUGCUGCUUCUUUGCUUAUUAUUAUAGUAGUUAAUAAAGCUUGCUUCUACUGCCUAAAAGUUUGAGAUGCAAAGAACUCACUGCUGCCUCAGGAUUACCAGGGUUGGGUGAUUGUUGGGGAGGCAUAACCAUUGGGCAUUACACAGUUGUCUAAAUGAGCCAACAAGCUGUGGAUGGAAUAAAAGUCUAAUUGCAUCUUUUAGGAUCCUAAUGAGAGGCCAAUUAAAGAGAAGUGAUUUAUUAUUAUUCUGAACUAUUGUCUGUUGCAGCUGAAGUUGCAAUGCUUUACCACUCAUUUACCUAGCUAGGAACAAAAUACAUUAAACUGUGGGACUUCAGUCUAAAUGGACAUGCUGUGUCAGGCAAGCUUUUGGGUCACAUGGCCUAGAAGGGGUCAUAAAUGGUGCGACAAGAAAAAAUAUAGAAUCAUAGAAUUGUAGAGUUGGAUGACCCCCAAGAGUCAUAUAGCCCAACCCCUCUGCAAUGCAGAAGCGUCAUAUAGCCCAACCCCGCUGCAAUGCAGGAAUAUAGAAUCAUAGAAUUGUAGAGUUGGAUGACCCCAAGAGUCAUAUAGCCCAACCCCUCUGCAAUGCAGGAAUCUCAGCUAAAGCACCCAUGACAGGUGUCCAUCGAACCUCUGCUUAACAAUCUCCAAGGAAGGAAGGCACGCUUGGCAAAUCCACACUGUGAUCAACUCCCACUCAGAAACCAAUGUCCCCACUGUGGAAGGACACGUAAGUCCAAAAUUGGUCUCCACAGUCACUUACGGACUCAUUGUUAAAACCAUGUUUGUGGAAGACAAUCUUCCUUGGCUACAAGUGACCACCAAAGAAGAAGAAUUAGAAGUCUAACGGAGAGGUGUCCCCUUUCCCUUGUGGUGAGUCUUCACCUCCUUGCUGGGGUGGGGGAACUCUGGCACAACAGGACAGUCAAGAUCUUCCUUGCUUUCCUUCCACAGGUUCCUGCCUCCGCUCAUUUUCUGCUGACUGAUAAGAGACAUAGAGGACCCUCCUUUCUGGAGUCAGGCUGUCAAAGCCAGGCCCUAGAGCAGUUUUUGUUUUUAUUACACAUGUUGUGUUUUUAUCUUGCAUUUUUAUGUUGUGAACCACCUUGGGACCCAGUAGUGUAGUUGGGGGGAUGCCCAGCCCAGGUGGCACUUACCUUUGUGGGCAGAAUGCCUGAGCCCCAGGUGAUGCAGAAGCCCAGGCGCCCCACACUCCCCUGGCUACAUUCCUGGGCCGUGUCUCCAGGGGCUGUUGCUGGUGCUCCCUUUGACCUGCUGGAAUCGAGCUGCUGGGGGCAGGGGGGCUCAGGGUGUUUUCCCCAAGGGAAUAAAGUUAGUGAGGAAAGCGGCCCAGGCAUCUGAAGUUCCCCUCCUGCUGCGGCUGUGAGUGCCUCGUGAGCGUGCUCGCUGGAGGAACCAGAGCAGGGAAACUUUGCACCCCUGUCUCUUCCUUUUGCACUCCUUAGCCAUGUAACCUGUAUGCAACCCAACCCAGUGGCAGUUGGAGAAGCCUAGUUGCAACCACCUCGCUUUGUCUCUUUGGUUGCCAAUUUUCAGCUUUUCCGACCGCAUUCUGAACCUUGAUAUUGUACAGUGGUACCUCGAUUUAUGAACACAAUUGGUUCUGGAAGUCUGUUCAUAAACUGAAGCGUUCAUAAACUGAAGCAAACUUUCCCAUUGAAAGUAAUGGAAAGUGGAUUAAUCUGUUCUAGACGGUCUGCAGAGUACUUAAACUGAAGUGUUCAUAAACUGAAGCGAACUUUCCCAUUGAAAGUAAUGGAAAGUGAAUUAAUCCGUUCCAGAUGGGUCCGCGGCGUUCGUAAACCGUAAAUUCGUAAACCGAGGUGUUCAUAAACCGAGGUUCCACUGUAAUUUCUUUUUACAACACUUCCAUUCAAGCUGGGCUUGGAUUUCAGUUUCCAGGAGGGAUGGAAAGCUGGAUUGGAGCAGCAAUGCUAUUGAAAUCAGUGGCAAAAAAGACAAUCACGGAAACGUAUAAUCAGCGCAAAAACAAAACUAUGCCGUGAUAAAUCUCUGAAAUGAGAUAUUGAUAAGGUGAAUAAUACUAAAACUCAACUAAUGAUUACUCAAAGAAACAUAAUAGGUUUAAAUUUCCCAAAAGAAACUAGGAUAUAGAAAAGACAUGAAUAUCUCAAAAUAACCUCUAAAUAAAGUAAACCUUGACGAGGUGCCGGCUAAGUGACUCGUUUCACUGGAAAAAUCUCUAUCUGUUUACACAGAAGGAAAAUAUUAAGGGGCCGAGGUUUCCUUAUAAUCAAAACUAAACAGGAGCUGUAAGCUCUGAAAAGAAUUGAAAAUUACAUAGCAGUCAGGGAUAAACUUCCCCAAGAUAAGACUAUAGUUGUUUAAACUAAUGGUUAGCUAACCUAUGGGACAAUUCAAGUAAUGAAUAUCAUUGCUCUUGGAAAAGAUUAAGUGAAGGGCUGUAAAAGCUCUCCUAGUUGUGAUGGUGUGACGCCACUGUUCAGACUGCUAGAGGGUGUUUCUGAUUCUUGGCUUAUAUACCGAGUGGAGCUCCAUUUCUUAAAGGGCUAGGAACAAUUAAUUGUCUUAGGGCGUGUUAAAGGACACUUUCAAUAGUAAAAUGCAACAAACUUACAUAAUGCUGGUUCUAAAAUGCUCUUAACAUAAAGAGACUUAUAGAGGAAUAAUAGUAAUGAGUAUGAUUGUAAAAUGAAAAGGAGCUAUCCUUGUUUAUAAUCACAGAACAACACUGUAAGCGCUCUUGAUCUGAACAAUAAAUCCAAGCUAACUUCUUAAAGAAACUGAUGUUUGUGGCCUUAUAUUUAACGUUCUUGGAUUUGAUGAAAAUGGGUAUUUACAAGAAAGGACUAAAAUCCAUAUUCGUGUUGAGGCCUGUAGGUGUUAGGGAUGCAAACCUGUGUAUCCAAUAUGUUUCUUUUUGUAAUGAUUUCUUUGGCAAAAUAUCCAAAUUUGGUUCCUUGCUAGUAUGUUUGUAGAUAACAAACCACCUGAAGUCUGUGGAUCUAUGGUUCGCUCUUAUAAAAUGUGAUGUGAGCGAUGCCUCAAUAAUUUGGUUUGCAAUGCGGCAAACCAACCAUCACAACUAGGAGAGCUUUUACAGCCCUUUGCUUAAUCUUUUCUAAGAGCAAUGUUAUUCAUUACAGUGGUACCUCGGUUUAUGAACACAAUUGGUUCCGGAAGUCUGUUCAUAAACUGAAGCGUUCAUAAACUGAAGCGAACUUUCCCAUUGAAAGUAAUGUAAAGUGGAUUAAUCCGUUCCAGAUGGGUCCGCGGAGUACUCAACCCGAAGCAUGGGUGUAAUUGGUUCUGGAAGUCUGUUCAUGAACUGAAGCAUUCAUGAACUGAAGCGAACUUUCCAAUUGAAAGUAAUGGAAAGUGAAUUAAUCCGUUCCAGAUGGGUUUGCGGCGUUCGUAAACCGAAAAUUCGUAAACCGAGGUGUUCAUAAACCGAGAUUCCACUGUAGUUGAAUUGUCCCAUAGGUUAGCUAACCUU